UUCUAACUGCGGAAAUACCUCAGCGAUUUUACUGAAUUUGACAUCCUUCGAAUGCCCGUCAUGAGAGGAGGAUUUUGAUGUAACUCUCAAACGGAUGCAACAACUAUUUUGGAAUUUAUCGACUUUUUCAUGCAUAUUCUGUCAAUGAUGUGCUAAUCAACUGCACUAUAGAAAAGAUUCAUUAAACAUCUUCAAUUUGACCAAAAAAUUCCAACUAACUUUUAUUUGGACAGUUAUCUGACUGCAGUUUACUACUCUGGAUUGUUUCUAAGUGCUCCCACCUGUUUUUGGACAUCUUAGAGCGAAUUAACAUUUACAGACUUUGGCAAGAUAAACGAUAAGAACUGGUGAAUGUAAAAGAAUCUUCUGAAAAUACGGAAGUUAUUUUAGUGAAAAUGGAUGCCACGAAACCCGAUGAAGUGAAGGAUGCUCGGGAAAUAGUAAAAGAAACCGUAGAGGACGAUGGCCUUACGCUUCUUAUCAAUAAUAUGGAAGUGAGACAAAUGCAGCCCUUUCCUUACAUAUCAAGAGAAAAUUUACUCUAUCACUUCACAGUCAACACAGUGGGGCCUAUAAUGGUUUUUCAGGAACUGUACUCUAGUCUCCUGAAAGCUGCCGGACGUAAAGAUGUUAAUUCUGUAAUGAGUGUUAACAGAGCAAUGGUCCUUAAUAUAACUUCAAUAUCUGGCAGUAUUACUAGAACGGGAAAGGACUCUGUUCAUGACCUGGAGGUACCAGGAUACAAAAUUAGCAAGGCUGCAUUAAAUAUGGCCAUGAGGAAUUUUGCCGAAAAUGUCAAGGGAGAGAGUAUCCUAGUGAUUAUGAUGUGCCCUGGAUGUGAAAUCAAAGACGCGGGCACAGAUCAAGAAGAAGUCGGAGUCGAAGAAAGCGUUUCUAACAUACUUCAGACAUUACCUAAACUUAACGAGAAACAUCAAGGUACGUAUAUUGACAGAAAUGGAAAUGAAUAUCUAUUUUGAGAAGUGCAUUUGCAUGGACCCAUUGUAUUUAAAAUUUCUUUUCAAUUCAAGCAUAAAGUAAUAGCACUGUGGAAUAAAUUUAUUUAGCUAAGUUUUUUUUUUGGUUUCCUUUCUAUACUCGCUGAAGAACGCUAACAAAAUGAUGUAAUUUCUGUCUA
This is a messenger RNA of Stegodyphus dumicola, 1138 nucleotides long. RefSeq lists its product as uncharacterized. Gene Ontology annotation, molecular function: oxidoreductase activity. NCBI's taxonomy places the organism in Eukaryota, Metazoa, Arthropoda, Arachnida, Araneae, Eresidae. The record is from RefSeq and is a predicted model, not a curated record. Gene Ontology annotation, cellular component: cytoplasm.